GCUGAACUGCUCUAUUUGUAUCAGGGGUGGAAACACAGAGGACAGCAUUACCUGAGGUUGCUUGCAAGACCGUUGACUUUUCACACUUCGGCCAGAGAGUACCAGAAUGCGUGAAGCAGGAGCAGCCUCCACGUGGACCCUUGUUUGGGCGUUGGUGACAACGCUUCUGCAUCCUGAAGCAAGAAUGCUGAAAGAAUGCACCAGUCCUGAAGGUCAGAAAUGCCCCACCCUAUGCGCUUGUAGCUUUGACGACUGCAACGAUGAUCUGAGUGUCUACUGCAGUGCACGGAACCUUACCACCUUGCCCGAAGACGUGCCCAGAAGUACAAGGAUGCUGUGGCUGGAUGGGAACAAUUUCACAACCUUGCCCGCUCUUGCUUUUAGGAACCUCUCCAACCUGGAAUUUCUUAACUUUCAGGGCAGUCAGUUAUCAGGGAUUGAACAACAUGCCUUCCAUGGUUUGGAAGAACUGUACUCUUUGCUCCUGGAACGGAAUCGGCUGAAGUCACUGGCACCCAAUAUCUUCCUCCACCUUCAGAAUUUGGCUUCCUUACGCCUCAACAACAACCAGUUCAGCAAGAUCGAAGAAGGUGUGUUUGCUGGACUUUCCAACCUCUGGUAUUUAAACCUAGGGUGGAAUUCCUUGGUGGUCCUGCCAGACAAAGUGUUCCAUGACCUACCCAAUUUAAGGGAGAUGGUCCUGGCUGGAAACAAGCUGCACUAUCUCCAACACCAAUUGUUCUACAGUCUCAGCGAGUUGCGGGAACUGGAUCUGAGUUGGAAUUCCCUCAAGGGCAUCAAAGGUAACAUCUUCACAAAGCUUCAAAAGCUGCUGAAACUUUACCUGAACCAGAACCAAAUCAACGCCAUCGCUCCGAGGGCCUUUUGGGGCAUGAAAUCUUUGAGAUGGUUAGAUCUCUCCCACAACCGUCUUGCUACCCUUUUUGAAGACACGUUCCUGGGUCUUUCGAGCCUUCACGUCUUGCGUCUCUCCAGCAAUUCCAUCACUAGCUUGAGUCCCCGGACUUUUAAAGACCUGCAGUUCCUGGAAGAACUGCAGCUAGGAAACAACAAGAUUCGCACCUUGAUGGAAAAGAGCUUUGAUAAAUUGGCUCAACUGGAGGUUCUUACUCUAAACGACAACCAGAUUCAGGAGAUCAGGCCUGGGGCGUUUCUCGGACUCUCCAACGUGGCUGUGAUGAACCUAUCGGGGAAUUGCCUUACCACUUUCCCUGAUUUCACUUUCAGGGGUCUCAGCCAUCUCCACAGCCUCCAUCUGGAAAACUGCUGCCUCACCAGGAUCAGACCGCAAAUGUUUUCUGAUCUCUCCAGUCUGCGAAGGCUCUUUUUGCGAUUCAACCCCAUCUCCGUCAUUGAAGAUCACAGCUUGAACGAUUUACACGAGCUGCUUGACUUGGAUCUCAAGCACAACCGGCUGAGAAGUCUCUCCCCAAAUCAGUUUGCAGGCCUAAGGAAUCUCGAAUAUCUCCUCCUGUCCUUCAACCAGCUGGUAGAUCUCUCUCCUGAGGCCUUCGUCCCGUUGUCGCGUCUCUCCUGGCUUGAUCUCUCCAACAACUUCCUGGAGACCUUGGACGGUGGCACCUUGGCGUCUUUCUCAAAACUGACCUAUCUGAACAUCAGGAACAACUCUCUGAAAACCUUCUCGGUGGAUUGGCUCGGCCCGUCACCUACACUGGUUCAGCUGUGGCUAGAAGGGAACAAAUGGGAGUGCAAUUGCUCGCUCAAGGAUCUCCGAGACUUCGCUCUGCAGCAACCCAGUGUGGUCCUGCGGUACACACAAUCCAUCACAGAAGAAGCACCUGAAUAUACCUACAACAACAUCACUUGCCUUAGCCCAGCGGAAGUGGUAGGACUUGAUCUACGAGAUAUUCAAGAAGAUCAUUUUGCGGAUUGUUAAGUGUUUUGUCGCCUUCUUGCUUUCUUUCAAGAAACGUUCUCCUUUCUAGGGAACAGUACCAACUCAAUCUUCUACGGGUUUGGACUUGCGAAGCCAUCAGGAACCAAGCACAACUUGAAUGUGUAUAUUCAAGCGUAUUCAAGUCAUCACAAAGGUCUAUUGCAAGUGUCCUUGGCUGGUCUCAAAAACACUAUCAGACCAGAUGUUUUUAGAGUCCAGCAGGCCUUUCUAGAGUUGUAGAUCAGACUGGGAAGUUAAAACAAUUCAGGUGACAAACUUUGCAUACUGCUUCCACAAAAUCUGCGCAGACUUCAUUCAAUCACCUACUCAGGUUUGAUUUAACGGAGAAUGACCUUAACAUUUAGGAAAAUUAAUUAAGGAAAAUAAUUAAUAUCAAGUAAUGUUCUGAAUCACAGAGUGGUAUCAUUUGCAACUUCCUUAGAUAUAUUUAAGCCUUUAGGACUCAAAUAUCCCAGCAAGUUGGUUAAUAUUUCCUUUUCCUCCUCCUCCCCUUUAUAAAGUUUUUUUUUUUUUUUUUGGAUUUUCUACUGCCCCUGGAGAUGGGUGGGGAAUAUGGGUGCUGCCGUUUUCUCAUAAUGCCCACUUAUCACUUGGAAACAAGUUUUUUUUUUUCCAAACCAGGUUCUGCAAUAACUUGAUAGGCUCCAUAACAGGGGGAAAAAAAGGAAUUCAACUAAUUUUGAUAUAUGCAUUUGCCUGUCAGUGGUGGCGAACCUAUGGCAUCAGUCAAUUUCAACUUCUCGUGGGAAAAAAAAAGAUCUUGCAAAGUUGGAAUUGAUUGAUUGAACUUUUUAGUCCCACCUAGUCUGCCGUUACCACUGCAGCCACGUGAGAUGCUUAAAAUAGAGACGAAAGGUAAGUAAACCUUUUAAGGAAUCCAUAAACUGCAUUUCUUGAUAAUUCCUGUACAAGGAAAUCAGGCUGUUGUGGUUUUCUAAAUUAUCACCUAAGGGAAGCCCUACUGUUACACAAUCUGAACUUACUACUCUGUGCAUGUGUGUCUGUGUGUGUGCGGGCGCGUGUGUAUAAUCUUAGACAGCACCAAUACAGGUUACUUGCAUAUGAAAAAUAAAGUAGAAUACACAGGCACAAGCCUUGAUUGCAGUUGGAAACAAUUUAAUAGAUAAUUCAGUUACUAAAAAAAAAAAAAAUCCUGAUUCAUGAUCAAUUAGGCACAGCAAUAGAGAAUGCUGACUUUGAGUUUCACUGAUUGACAUGCACUGAUUUAAAAGGCCUCAAUGCACGGUGAUACAGGAUGAGAUCCAGAAUGUAAGCACCCACAGUUUUUUCCAUCUCUGUCUGUCUCAGAAACAUGUAUCUAAAUAAGGCCAUAUUCUCAGAUGUAAAACAGGUUCUUCAUGGGUGAAAUUGAAAUAAUUUAAGGACCGACAAAAUUAACUACAGGAUAGAUCACUCCAAAGCACAAAGUGGGUCACUUCGUCUGCCAGGGGAAGAAUGCACCAAUAUCCAUUUGAGGGAUCAUAAUUUGCUCCACUGAAGUCUCCUUCUGCAAGAGACGGUCUCCCAUUUCCCGAUCAGAUUCAUUCACUUCUGCUUGAGCAACAAGGAGACGUUAGCCGUUAGGAACUCC
Molecule: messenger RNA, 3530 nt
Organism: Crotalus tigris (Tiger rattlesnake)
Lineage: Eukaryota; Metazoa; Chordata; Lepidosauria; Squamata; Viperidae
Gene: IGFALS
Product: insulin like growth factor binding protein acid labile subunit
Exons: 2
Coding region: 107-1918 (603 amino acids)
Cellular component (GO): extracellular matrix
Molecular function (GO): protein binding
Source: RefSeq, a predicted model, not a curated record